AUGACGUAAUCGGCUCAAUCGCGAGCUAAGAACUUGCGACCCAAGGCCGGCUUCAAGCUUCGAAAUGCGUACUUCAUGCAAGUACAGUUGUAAUAGCAAUCUCAAAUAAGACAACACUAUGCUGUAGCACUUCACUUCCUUAGCAAGUUGAAGAUGCAUUCAGCCAUCGUUCUUUAUCCCUCUUUUAAAGCGCCGCUGCCUUUCGAGCGUCCGUCUCUUGUCUACCUCCUUUUGACAUGCCCAGUUCGACUCAUUCUCUACACCAUUUACCACAUUCAAAACUCUCUCCGCGCCACGCUCUCUCCUGAUACGCAACCUAUACGUAUAGUCUGCAUCUCCGACACCCACGAUCUCCAAAUCACUGACCUCCCGGCUGGUGACAUCCUCAUUCACGCCGGCGACCUCACAAACGAUGGCUCCACGCAAUCCCUACAAACUCAGAUCUCCUGGAUCGCCUCUCUACCAUACCAUCAUAAGAUCGUUAUUGCUGGAAAUCACGAUACCUAUCUCGAUCCACGGACCCGCCCCUCACUGUCCUCGGCACAGCGAAGCGCAAGUCUAGAUUGGAAAGGCAUCCGCUAUCUGCAGCACUCAUCGACGACAAUCACAAUCAAGUCCGCAUCAUCUUUAUCUAGAUCUCUCCGCAUAUAUGGCGCACCUCAAAUUCCUGCCUGUGGGCCGCGUGAGAGCUUCGCUUUCCAAUAUGAGCCUAGGCUUGACGCAUGGUCCGGCACAGUACCCAGCGAUACAGACGUCCUCGUCACGCAUUCCCCACCGCAGCAUCAUCGCGACAUAUCGCUGCCGGAAGGCCUUGGCUGUAGGUAUUUGCUUCGAGAGGUGGCGCGCGUGAGGCCGAUGUUGCAUGUGUUUGGGCAUGUUCACUGGGGUGCGGGGAUGGAGAUGUGUUGGUGGGAUGAGGCUCAGAGGGCGUAUGAGAGGGGUAUGGAGAGAGAGAUUGGGUGGACAAGAGGGCUUCUGGACUUUGGGCUGUGGAUUGAAGUUGUGAGAGUAUUGGCGUAUGGCGUAACGGCGGUGCUGUGGGGACAGGUUUGGGGUGGAGCAGAGGGCAGGGCGACAAAGAUGGUCAACUCAGGUGUCGUGAAGGGUAGUACGGGCACCCUGAGUGGUAGAGUAAGCGUAGUCGACAUCUGAGUAAGGGUCAACUAUUGCGAAAAUCAGGACCCAUGCCUCGACCGUCGUUCCCGAACCGGCAUGCAGCUAGUUGUGUUUGCCUGAACAGUUCGCUGUGCAUAUGACAUUCCCUUAUACAGCCAUAUAAAUUUCUAUGUUCGCCUGUGCGUAUCACUGAGUCAGUCUGCCUCACUCGCGUGCCAAAGUUCGGUCGGAAAUCUCUGCGUUCCACGGUCAUCUCCAAUGAGUACUAACUUUGAACCCACCACCGCCUAUCAUGACUACUCGUAAGUAGAGUACUUCAGUAAUAUGAGCGA
This is a messenger RNA of Pseudovirgaria hyperparasitica, 1448 nucleotides long. RefSeq names its product phosphoric ester hydrolase-like protein. Lineage: Eukaryota; Fungi; Ascomycota; Dothideomycetes; Acrospermales; Acrospermaceae. The record is from RefSeq and is a predicted model, not a curated record. The transcript has a single exon. Bases 154 to 1152 code for a protein of 332 amino acids. Gene Ontology annotation, molecular function: hydrolase activity.